AUGGCGAACGAUUCAGCAGAAAUAAUGGUGGCCCCGUUCCGACCUAUUUUUAGCCCUGGGCCUUACAAUUUGCCACAGUUCAAAUUUGCACAUCUACCGGCUUCUGGAAUAAAAAAGGCAUGGACCUCGUGGAUACGCUGGUUCGAAAAUGUGAUGGAUGCUACUAAUAUCACCGAAAGUUUAAGUCGGAAAGCUCAACUGUUAGCUAUGGGUGGCAUAGAGUUACAGGCUGUUUAUUAUGCUUUACCAGGUAUGGACGAUACCCUUGCAAGCGGUGCUGAUCCUUAUCAAGAGGCAAAACAAAAAUUGGAUGAACAUUUUUCUCCAAAACAUCACGAGUGUUUUGAAAGGUCUGAGUUUUGGGACAUGGCAAUGGAUAUUGAUGAAACCAUUGAGAAUUUUAUACCCCGUGUUCAACAAAAAGCUGAAACUUGUAACUUUGGUAAAACCGAAAUGGAAAGCAACCAAAUCGCUAUUAUUGAUAAAAUCAUAAAACAUGCCCCGGAAGACAUUAGACGCAAAUUGCUUGAGAAGGCGGAUUUAACAAUGGAUCAAGUUAUAAGAACUAUCGUAUCUCAUCAAGCAAUCAAAUAUCAAGUUUCCCAAAUGAAUUCCAAACCUCCUUCCAAAACUGAAGUAUAUCAGCUCACC
Messenger RNA from Uranotaenia lowii, 651 nucleotides. RefSeq lists its product as uncharacterized. The annotation marks the transcript as partial. The record is from RefSeq and is a predicted model, not a curated record. Lineage: Eukaryota; Metazoa; Arthropoda; Insecta; Diptera; Culicidae. The transcript has a single exon.